UGGAGGGUGCAGGAAGUUCAGUUCUGUGAGUGUACUCCAGCAUCGUGUGAAGAUGUGCCCCACGCUGCGCUCGCUGGUGCUUAUUAGCGUGAUAGGAUGUGUUGAACUGAUCUCGGUCAGUACUCCGCACAAACACGUCAACGUUACAAUUGGUGAGAGUGCCCUGCUCCAAUGUAUGUUCAGGUCUACCGACCAGACCACCACGGGCCUCACCAUCCAGUGGGACUUUGUUUCACCGUCCUCCAUGACGCCACAGCAGGUGUAUUACUCUCAGGCAGGAAAGGAUGUCAUCCCAAGUUCUUAUGAGGGCCGGGUUCAGCCUCCCUCUUCUCCCGGCACGACCAAAAACACCUCAAUAUCAAUACGCAACAUGCAACCAUCGGAUGCCGGAGUCUACACUUGUCAGGUCCACAACUUUCCUGAUGUGGACGGGCAGUCUGAGGUUAAUAUCAUCGUGAAUGUUCUUGAGAAGCCCAGUAGUCCUUAUUGCUCCGUCCACGGUGAUGUGGAAUCGGGUCACCGAGUCACUCUGACAUGUCACAGUGAGCGUGGCAGCCCGAACCCGAAAUACACCUGGAUCAGACUGGAUCAAACCAAGACACGGAGGCCUCUACUGGGAAGAGCAACCGAAACGGGAAUACUGGAAAUCAGAAACAUAUCCCAGUUUGAGUUUGGGGAGUACCAGUGCAACGCUACAAACGCGGUCGGAUUUUCCAUUUGCACCAUCGAGCUGAGUCCUGAAGUGGGCGAUGGAGUGAUUGCCGGCGCAGUGAUCGGCGCGCUGCUCGGCUGCGUGCUGAUCGUUCUGGUUGUGUGGUUCAUCGCUCACACGUUGAAGAAGCACAAAUACAACCGGGUCAAGCAAUCAGAGGCCAAUGAGAUGAAGAGGAGCGCGCCUCAGGCCGAGCAAGGCUCAGAUCACGUUACCGUGGCAACCCCAGCCAGCAACCUCCAUGCUGAGGGAGAUGAGCCACAAUCCUAAAAGCAACGUCACUCUUCUGAACGACAGGCUGUACAGGAUGUUCCUCACAUUUAAUCAAUAGGACAACGCUCACGUUCAUGUUUAAACUUGCAUUAUUGAUACACGUUUGCUGAAUCAUGAAGUUAUUGUGCUCAAUCUUGAAAAUGUCUUUCAUGAGUGUGUUUUUUUACUUCAAAUGUGCUUUGGUAAUUCUAUUGUUUGCUUUACCAUUUCAUAGUGUGCCAAUCAAACCAUGUUGAAGAGCCCUGCGUUAGUCAUACCAUCUGCCUAAUAUUAGUACAAAUAAUUACAUUUAUUGUAUGAAAUACCACAAUAAACUUGAGGGUAGAAUCUGCAUUAUGCAAAUGACCAGUAUGAUUACUUUUUAUAUAUUAAGAAAUGAUUAUGUUUAAAAACAAAAACAAAUGAUAGUCCUACAUUCAAAUGUAGUCUUUUAUAACAUUAACUAUCUUAACGAUUACAUCACAGUGUGCUUUUUUUGACAGAGCCGGUCCGGCGCUUUUACCGCAUGUUUUUGCAAGGGAGUGUACUCCGCUGGCUAGCCGCUCCACUAGCCACUAGCCGCCGCUUUGCACAGCGGUUAAAGCCCUGAUCAACGACACUGAAGCAUAGCGUCAACCCUCCGGUCCCCCCACCAGGUAAACUGUGUUUGCUCUGCCAGCACAUUUCACGCUGUUUGCACCGUUAGCGCCGUUAGCUGAGAGCCGCCAGCUCGGCCGUUGCCCCGCUGAACGCUGUUGAGAGGUAAUAGAAAUGCUCCCAAUUUUGUAUGUAGCACUUUUAAGUGUGACGAUUCCCAUAUGAAAUUUUACAAUGUUUGUAACA
Molecule: messenger RNA, 1807 nt
Organism: Cyclopterus lumpus (lumpfish)
Lineage: Eukaryota; Metazoa; Chordata; Actinopteri; Perciformes; Cyclopteridae
Product: V-set and immunoglobulin domain-containing protein 1-like
Exons: 7
Coding region: 53-982 (309 amino acids)
Biological process (GO): epithelial cell morphogenesis; maintenance of gastrointestinal epithelium
Cellular component (GO): plasma membrane
Source: RefSeq, a predicted model, not a curated record